This is a messenger RNA of Lichtheimia ornata, 816 nucleotides long. RefSeq names its product transcriptional regulator NRG1. NCBI's taxonomy places the organism in Eukaryota, Fungi, Mucoromycota, Mucoromycetes, Mucorales, Lichtheimiaceae. Gene Ontology annotation, biological process: regulation of transcription by RNA polymerase II. The transcript has 2 exons. The record is from RefSeq and is a predicted model, not a curated record. Gene Ontology annotation, cellular component: transcription regulator complex; PcG protein complex. Gene Ontology annotation, molecular function: DNA-binding transcription factor activity, RNA polymerase II-specific; RNA polymerase II cis-regulatory region sequence-specific DNA binding. The coding region runs from base 1 to 816 and encodes 271 amino acids.
AUGCAACGAUCCGAUUCUCCACUCUCUGUGAAAGAUGCCAAUGGCCGACAAAUUAGCCUUUUGAACAACAACAGCAGCAGCAACAAUAAUGCCAUUGUUAACAAUGCUCGAUCUCGUCAAUCCAUGUCACGACGCAAGUAUCAUUGCACUGCCCCAGGCUGUGACAAGAGCUUCACUACAAGUGGUCACUUGGCACGCCACAAUCGCAUCCAUACUGGGGAGAAAAACUUCCAUUGUCUUUAUCCAGGAUGUCCAUCUCGCUUCUCACGUCAGGAUAACAUGAUGCAACAUUAUCGCACGCAUCUAUCACCACGAUCACGACGUAACAAUCAGCUGAUGCGUAGUAGACAAAGAACCAUCACCCCUCCACCACAUCCAAUGGCUCAUCAUCAACAUGGUUCUCCAUAUGAGAUUAAGCGUCGUACUCCAACAUACGAGAAUGUACCUUCUGCUGCAGCUGUUAACAGUUAUUACUAUACCUCGCCGCUCAAUUCGCCAAGCGAAGAGUUGUCUACACCUGUGCUUCCACAACUUCAGCAACCCCAUUACCAUCAUCGUUGUCAUUCAACACCAGAAGGUGCUACCAACAAUAUCAAGUUGCCACCACUUGAACCAUCACCUCCUGCUGCUCUUAUGACAUCGCCAUCAUCGACAUCAUCGUCUUUUUUAUGCCCAACGCCUCCUCUUUCACCUCCAGCAUCAGCCAAAUCCUCCAUUCUUCUUCCACCUGUGAGAUCGCUCGAUCGCUUCCCACUCCCCACGUCGACGACGACCACUUACCACCACCACCAUCAAUUCGUUAGCAUUGUCAGCUAA